This is a messenger RNA of Vigna unguiculata (cowpea), 3525 nucleotides long. RefSeq names its product Pentatricopeptide repeat (PPR) superfamily protein. The record is from RefSeq and is a predicted model, not a curated record. Gene Ontology annotation, biological process: RNA modification. Lineage: Eukaryota; Viridiplantae; Streptophyta; Magnoliopsida; Fabales; Fabaceae. Gene Ontology annotation, molecular function: protein binding; zinc ion binding; RNA binding. Gene Ontology annotation, cellular component: intracellular membrane-bounded organelle.
GUAUUUUUUUUUUGUUACCAAGAUAGACUUAAGGCAUUUGGUUCGUGUUUAUCACCUCUAUGGCUAACGAAUUUCUAACUACCAUUCAAAUUGGAGUGCACUGAAACUGAAGUCUGAUAAUGGCUUCUGUGUCGCCACCCACUCUCUCAUUCCAUCACAAACUCCCCAUUCAACACAGAAGCAGUUGGACAUGGAACCGCAACAAAAACAACAACCAUUUUCCUUCAUUUAAGGUUCCAAAAUCUUCUCUUUCUCCCCCAACAACACGCAAAGUUCAUGAUCAUUCACGCGCCAAAAUAAACCACCCACACCAACCCUUUCUCCAACGCUUACACAAUCUCUGCGACGCCGGGAACCUCAACGAAGCCCUCAACUUGCUCCACUCGCAGACCCAAAACGGCGUCGUUUCCUCUUCAGACGUUACAAAAGAAGCCAUUGGACUCUUACUACGAGCCUCUGCGCUCCACAAGGACAUCGAUGUCGGGCGAAAGCUCCACGCUAUGGUUUCGGCGUCGCAUCGGUUCCGCAACGACGUCGUUCUGAACACCCGCAUUAUUUCCAUGUUCUCUGCGUGUGGGUCCCCCUCGGACUCUCGCUCCGCCUUCGACGCCGCCAAGGAAAAGGACCUGUUCCUCUACAACGCGCUUCUCAGUAGCUACGCGCGAAACGCGCUUUUCCGCGACGCGAUUUCGCUGUUCCUUGACUUGCUCUACGCCACGGAGCUCGUGCCCGACAACUUCACGCUCCCCUGCGUGGUUAAAGCGUGCGCCGGCGUCGCGGACGCGGGACUCGGCGAAAUGGUUCACGCGCUAGCUUUGAAGUUUGGUCUUUUCUUUGACGUUUUUGUGGGGAACGCGCUUAUUGCCAUGUACGGGAAAUGUGGGCUCGUAGAGAGUGCCGUCAAGGUGUUUGAAACUAUGCCGGAGAGAAACUUGGUGACGUGGAACUCCAUGAUGUACGCGUAUUCUGAGAAUGGGGGUUUUGAGGAGUGUUACGGUGUUUUUAAGGGACUGUUAAGUGAGGAAGAAGGAUUGGUACCUGAUGUUGCUACGAUGGUGACGGUGAUUCCUGCGUGCGCCACUCUAGGUGAAGUGGGAAUGGGAAUGGUUCUUCAUGGUUUGGCUUUCAAACUUGGCAUUAGUGAGGAAAUGACGGUGAAUAAUUCCCUUGUGGAUAUGUAUUCGAAAUGCGGUUACUUGGGGGAGGCAAGAGUUUUGUUUGAUAUGAACGGUGGGAGGAAUGUUGUUUCUUGGAAUACCAUGAUUGGUGGAUACUCUAAGGAAGGAGAUUUUGGUGGAGUGUUUGGACUGCUGCGAAAGAUGCUGGUAGAAGACAAGGUGAAGGUGAAUGAGGUGACGGUGUUAAACGUUCUGCCAGCUUGUUCAGAUGAGCUGCUGACCUUGAAAGAACUUCAUGGUUAUGCUCUCAGGCGUGGAUUUCAGAUUGAUGAAUUGGUAGCCAAUGCUUUUGUUGCUUCCUAUGCGAAGUGCGGUUUGCUGGAUUGUGCUGAGCGUGUCUUCUGUGGUAUGGAAGAGAAAACGGUGAGCUCUUGGAAUGCCCUGAUUGGUGCCCACGCCCAAAAUGGCCUUCCCAGAAAGGCUUUAGAUUUGUAUCUUGUGAUGAGGGAUUCUGGGUUGAAUCCUGAUAGGUUUACUAUUGGUAGCCUUCUUUUAGCUUGUGCGCACUUGAAAUUCCUUAGCUGUGGCAAAGAGAUUCAUGGUUUUAUGAUGCGUAAUGGUUUAGAAUUGGAUAAAUUUCUUGGAAUAUCGUUGUUGUCACUUUAUAUUCAAUGUGGCAGUAUAUUACGAGCAAAGUUAAUUUUUGAUAAGAUGGGAAACAAGAGUUUAGUAUGCUGGAAUGCCAUGAUUUCUGGAUUUUCACAGAAUGAACUUCCUUGUGAGGCCCUUGAUACAUUUCAACAAAUGCUCUUAAGUGGGAUUGAGCCACAAGAGAUUGCUGUAAUGAGUGUUCUGGGCGCUUGUUCACAGGUUUCAUCAUUGCGGCUUGGGAAAGAAGUUCACUCCUUUGCACUGAAAGCUCAUUUAUCUGACAAUACCUUUGUUAUUUGUGCAUUGAUUGACAUGUAUGCUAAAUGUGGAAGUAUGGAACAUUCUCGGAACAUUUUUGAUAGGGUAGAUAACAAGGAUGAAGCAGUAUGGAAUGUUAUGAUUGCAGGAUAUGGGAUUCAUGGGCAUGGCCUGAAGGCCAUUGAGCUGUUUGAAUUAAUGCAAAAUAAUGGAUGCAGGCCAGAUUCUUUUACUUUUCUUGGAGUGUUAAUGGCCUGCAACCAUGCUGGGAUAGUAACAGAAGGAUUGAAAUAUCUUGGUCAGAUGCAGAGUUUGUAUGGUGUAAAGCCAAAGUUAGAACAUUACGCAUGCGUGAUCGAUAUGCUUGGUCGAGCAGGGCAAUUGAAAGAAGCUUUAGAGUUGGUAAAUGAGAUGCCAGAUGAACCAGAUUCAGGUAUAUGGAGUUCAUUGCUCAGUUCCUGUAGGAAUUAUGGGGAUUUGGAUAUUGGAGAGGAAGUUUCCAAAAAGCUAUUAGAAUUGGAACCAUAUAAAGUUGAGAAUUAUGUAUUGCUAUCAAACUUGUAUGCUGGAUUAGGAAAAUGGGAUGAGGUGAGAAAGGUACGGCAGAGAAUGAAGGAGAUUGGUCUUCAUAAAGACGCAGGCUGCAGUUGGAUUGAAAUAGGAGGAAAGGUUUAUAGAUUUAUUGUCAGUGAUGGAUCACUUUCGGAAUCAAAGAAGAUUCAGCAGACUUGGAAUAAAUUGGAGAAAAAAAUAAGCAAAAUUGGCUAUAAACCCGACACAAGUUGUGUGCUUCAUGAAUUGGAAGAAGAGGAAAAGAUUAAGAUACUGAAGAACCAUAGCGAGAAGCUUGCAAUUUCUUUUGGUCUAUUAAAUACGGCUAAAGGUACAACAUUGAGGGUUUGCAAAAAUUUACGCAUAUGUGUAGACUGUCACAAUGCAAUCAAAUUAGUAUCAAAAGUUGUUGGAAGGGAUAUUGUUGUAAGGGAUAACAAGCGGUUUCAUCAUUUCAAAAACGGAUUUUGUACCUGUGGAGAUUACUGGUAGUUGGGGCACUACAUUGUUAGUCUUUACAUAUGCGUAAAGACUAAUAUUUUUUUAUUGAGUGAAGAACUUCAUUAAGCAUCAAUGGAGUUAUGAAGAACUGCUUCUGUUUAUCUUCCUUAUUAUACAGUAUAUAUGUUCAAUCCAAUUCUUUGCACCAUUUCUGACGGGAAAGAUGAGUCAUGCAGGAUUCGUACCUUGUCUAUGACUUGUAAACCACUACCUUCAUCGUAGAAGUGGACUUUUUUUUUCCACUGCAAAUACAACUGUAUAGCACACUGUAAUUUAUUGUGAAAUAUAUGUUCAAGAGGAUCACCUUGGAAAGGAAAAAGAAGAAUUUCGAAUGCAAAUGCAAUCAGAUUAGGAGUACAUUUUGUAUUCAUAAUGAGAGAAAGUAAAUAGAAACAUUCUUUGGCAAGUUUUCUAUUUUUCUUAAAUAGCGGAGUACCCUUUUUCC